This is a messenger RNA of Penaeus vannamei (Pacific white shrimp), 806 nucleotides long. NCBI's taxonomy places the organism in Eukaryota, Metazoa, Arthropoda, Malacostraca, Decapoda, Penaeidae. The record is from RefSeq and is a predicted model, not a curated record.
AACAGACUGCGUCCACCCCGUCCCAUCCCCCCGUGUGUGUACCAUAUUUAUGCCUGGAGUGGACCUCUCGUGAUAUGUUCAGUCACACUGGGAUUGCGGUUUGCGGAUGUAGAUGACAUUCCUUGGCUCAUUAAACCACAAUUUGGAAAUACAAGUGCUGGUUUGGAGAGGAUAUGGAACAGCUUGUGUUUUUCUACCUAUACAUUGCCAUCCUGUUAUUUGCCAAUUGUCUCUUCAUUGGGCACACAUAUUUGGUUAAGAGAAAAAUGGAUGAGAGUUUGGCGGCGCUGAGGGGUGACCGGGAUGGGAAUGGAACGAGAACGGCAACUGUUGUACACACCAAACGGAACUACUACUCUGAAUUCAAAACGAAGUUCUUGUUACUGGCUCUCAUGUCGAGCUGCUGGGUGACAGAAGUUCUGUCUUGGCAAAUUCCACCAGCAGAGCUUUGGGCUCUCACCGAUAUAUUCAACACUCUCCAGGGUUUCUUCAUAUUCGUCAUUUCAUUCGGAACGUUCUCGCCGUACACCUACAUCUCAACACUCAACAGAAAGCUUUCCUCGUCAUCCAUUGUCUCAAAUAUCUCAACCCUUUCGUCCUCCAUCAAAAUAAGCUCCUCAUCUGUAUUCAAUGUAGGUAGUGACAAGAGCUCUCCACAAAGGUCCGAGUCGUUUGACAGCGACAAUGGCAUCGUCACCCUCUCACACACUCCCAUAUCGAAACGAGCAGCAUUUCUUCAGGCAGCAGUGUUAGCAACGUCUCCCACUGUUAGCGAACAAGCCCCGAGGCCUCUUAGACUUGCAUGA